AUGACGAUGCCAAACCGUCGCUUCACCCUGACCGUGGCGUUGAUCCUGCUCGCAGCUGCGGCUUGCCUAUGUUCCGUUACGACCGACGACGGAGCCUCGGCUUCCCACACCCCUGCCCGGAAGCGCGUCAUGCCGUGGAUGUGCCUCGAACGCUGCGGUGACAACUCCACCUCCAUCACCGCCCAACUUCAUGCCCUGGCCCAGCACCGGGAGCUGAUCAGCGGAGUGUCGUUCGAGCUGUUCAACUUGGGCGCCGAGGGCACGCUCGUGGCCAACAACCUCACCCAAGUCCUGCCCUUCCUCCAGACGGCGGGCUUCAAGACCUAUCCCAUGAUCUCGUCGUACCCUUAUCCUCCCCAGUUCCUGGAUUGGAUGCGCUACGUCUUUGACAACCCCAAGCCUUUCAUCACCACCUGCGUUCAGACCGCGGUGAAGGAAGGGUUCUCGGGCUACAACGUGGACUGGGAGCCGGCCUCGGGCGUGCCCACCGCCGACGACGCCAAGCGCUAUGCCCACUUCCUCACUGAGUUCGCUGAGGCGUUGCACGCGGCGGGCAAGGAGCUGACGGUGGACUUUGCCGGAUGGAGCACGAUUUGGGACUACGAGAGCCUCAACGCGUCCAAGGCCGAUCGUCUCCUGUGCAUGGGCACGUACACGCCCAACUUCGACAGUUUCCUGCGGCAGUUCCAAAAGGCCGUGGCUUCGAUCAGCCUCGACAAGCUGGGCAUUGGCCUCGAGACCGUCAACGAGUCCGAGAACAACAGGCCUCUCACCGACCAGGAGUGGGAGGAAAGGUUCGACAUGAUCAUCGCCAAGGGGAUUCAGGAAAUUGACAUCUGGAAGACCCCCAUCCCUGACAACAUGUGGAAGUUCAUCGCCAAGUUUGUCUACUCGGACACCUUUGCCUCCAGUGCCUGA
Messenger RNA from Acanthamoeba castellanii str. Neff, 918 nucleotides. RefSeq lists its product as uncharacterized. The coding region runs from base 1 to 918 and encodes 305 amino acids. The transcript has 7 exons. Lineage: Eukaryota; Discosea; Longamoebia; Acanthamoebidae. The record is from RefSeq and is a predicted model, not a curated record.